AUGGAGUCGGCGCCAGAGAAGAUAGAAGCCGGCACAAAGUUCAAAUGCGUGGAGGAGUACGGCGGAAAAACAGGCACGUUGUGUAGCCCUAAGUUCUUCCCAACGCUGUGCCGUCAAAACUGCCGGUUUAUGAAAGGUGCGAAGAACGGUAUAUGUGUAAAGAAACACAAGCAUACCAAAUGCUACUGCGACUUUUGCAAAGACGGUUAG
This is a messenger RNA of Eruca vesicaria subsp. sativa (arugula), 210 nucleotides long. NCBI's taxonomy places the organism in Eukaryota, Viridiplantae, Streptophyta, Magnoliopsida, Brassicales, Brassicaceae. The record is from the annotation of a GenBank genome assembly.